AUGUCUGACGACAAGAUUGAGAACCCCGUCUCCUUCAGCAAGCUCCAGGAGCUCGAGGAUGACUUUGAGGAUGUCGAGGUUGAGCUCCUCCGCCAGCAGGCCAAGCUCACCGCCGACCUCUACGUGAAGCGCGCCAAGGUCAUUGCCGACAUUCCCAACUUUUGGCCCCUCGUCCUCGAGCAGUCGCCGUCCGAGAUUGACGAGUACAUUCAGCCCACCGACUCGGCCGUGCUCCUCAACUCGCUCGUCGACCUCUCGGUCGAGCGCUUCGAGCUGGCCUCGGGCGGCGACCCGCGCAGCAUCGCCAUCAAGUUCACCUUUUCCGACAAUGAGUACUUUUCCGACAAGACGAUUGAGAAAAAGUUUUGGUGGCGCUACGCCCGGGACGGCUGGGCCGGCCUCGUCUCGGAGCCCGUCCGCAUCCACUGGAAGAGCAAGGACAAGGACCUGACGCAGGGCAUGCUCGACCUCGUCUGCCAGCUGCGCGCCGCCGAGCAGGCCGCCGGCGGCAAGAAGCUCGGCGACGACGCGGAGCCCAAAAAGGCGCUGCUCGCCAAGAUGGAUGAUGCCGGGAUCGACGCCGUGUCCUUUUUCGCCUGGUUCGGCUUCUGCGGCCGCAACGUCUCGGCGGAGGAGUCCAAGGAGGCGGCCAAGGAGGAGCAGGCCAAGCGCCAGAAGCGCAAGAAUGGCGAGGAGGUCCCCGAGGAGGAGGACGAGGACGAGGACGAUGACCUCGACGAGUACGAGACGGAAAUCUUUCCCACGGCUGACGAUGUUGCCGUCUGCAUCGCCGAGGAUGUCUGGCCCAACGCCAUCAAGUACUUUAUCACUGCCAUGGAGCACGAUGCCCUCUCCGACAUUGACUUUGAGGAGUCUGACGAGGAGAUGGGCGACGCCGAUGCCGACGACCACGCCUCCAAGAAGCGCAAGGCCUAA
This is a messenger RNA of Beauveria bassiana ARSEF 2860, 936 nucleotides long. Its product is annotated as Nucleosome assembly protein (NAP). Gene Ontology annotation, biological process: nucleosome assembly. The record is from RefSeq and is a predicted model, not a curated record. NCBI's taxonomy places the organism in Eukaryota, Fungi, Ascomycota, Sordariomycetes, Hypocreales, Cordycipitaceae. Gene Ontology annotation, cellular component: nucleus; chromatin. The coding region runs from base 1 to 936 and encodes 311 amino acids. Gene Ontology annotation, molecular function: histone binding; chromatin binding. The transcript is spliced from 3 exons.